This is a messenger RNA of Vitis riparia (riverbank grape), 1044 nucleotides long. RefSeq names its product inorganic pyrophosphatase 2-like. The transcript is spliced from 4 exons. Gene Ontology annotation, molecular function: phosphatase activity. NCBI's taxonomy places the organism in Eukaryota, Viridiplantae, Streptophyta, Magnoliopsida, Vitales, Vitaceae. The record is from RefSeq and is a predicted model, not a curated record. Bases 32 to 853 code for a protein of 273 amino acids.
GAAGUUAAUCACGUGUUUGGAAGGAGAGAAAAUGGCAGGAAUCGUGGUGGUUUUCGACUUCGACAAGACGAUCAUCGACGUCGACAGUGAUAAUUGGGUGGUGGAUGAGUUGGGUGCCACUGAUCUGUUCAAUCAACUCCUCCCCACCAUGCCCUGGAACUCCCUCAUGGAUAGAAUGAUGAAGGAGCUUCAUUCACAGGGGAAGACCAUUGAUGACAUCGCUGAGGUUCUCAAGAGGAUUCCAAUACAUCCAAGGGUGGUUCCUGCCAUUAAAUCAGCCCAUGCUUUAGGGUGUGAUUUGAAGAUAGUAAGUGAUGCGAAUCUCUUCUUUAUCGAGACGAUUCUGAAGCAUCUUGGCGUAAUGGACUGUUUUUCGGAGAUCAACACCAACCCCAGUUUUGUAGAUGAAGAAGGAAGGCUCAGGAUCUUCCCUCACCAUGAUUUCACCUCAUCUUCCCAUGGCUGCAGUCUCUGCCCUCCAAACAUGUGUAAGGGCAUGGUGAUAAAGAGGAUUCAGGCUUCUAUAUCCACAGAAAAAUUCAUCUACCUUGGAGACGGAAGCGGUGACUUCUGCCCGAGUUUGAAGCUGGGAGAUGGAGACUAUGUCAUGCCAAGGAAGAACUUCCCGCUGUGGGACUUGAUCUGCAGAAAUCCCAAUCUCAUAAAGGCAGAGGUUCAUGAAUGGAGUGAUGGGGAGGAGCUGGAGCAUGGUCUGCUCCACCUGAUCAAGAAAAUUUCAGAAGAAAACAAUGCUAACAACAACUCAGCUGCUGCCCAGUUGAUAUCUGUAGACUGCAAGUUUGAGACAAUGGCUGCCCAAGCCCUGCCUCAAGCUUUCCCAGUUCCUCAUUAGUUCUUCUAUGAAUCCCCCAUUGUUGGCCAUUAAUUACAUCCCUUUGUUUUUUUCUUCUUGGGAUCAACUGUUUUUCCCCUUUAAUAUAUGUAUACCAGAGCCUGGUGCAGUUGUUUCUGAGACCAAAAACAGAUCAAACUGAAAUACAGUACUAGUUUGCUUCAUCUAAUAUCAAUCCCUUUCAUAUACAA